Doryrhamphus excisus (bluestripe pipefish) is the source of this 3684-nucleotide messenger RNA. RefSeq names its product ST3 beta-galactoside alpha-2,3-sialyltransferase 3b (gene st3gal3b). NCBI's taxonomy places the organism in Eukaryota, Metazoa, Chordata, Actinopteri, Syngnathiformes, Syngnathidae. Gene Ontology annotation, molecular function: sialyltransferase activity. The record is from RefSeq and is a predicted model, not a curated record.
GGUCGGAGGAGAAGAGAGAGAGUUAGAAGGAGGAGGAGGGGGUACUCUCCUAAUUUACCGAGACACCUCAUGUGACCAAUGCUGACAGUGUCGCCGCGGGUGGACGUGCUUCUUUACCAUUCUCGCUAGCUUUCUUCAUGCAUAUUCGCGCAGGAGAUUCCACGCAAUCGUCUGGUGCGUCCGGAGCCCUCAGGUUACUUCCCCGGGUUUCACCGUCAUGGCCUGGAGGCGAUCGAGAACACGGUUCUUGUAUCACCCAAUCCGUUAUAUCAAUUAGGAUCGGGAUUACUUGGCAGCAGGAGGCUCGGAGAAGAAAAGGUGAUGACCUGGAUGGUGCCAUGUGAAUGAGUGAAGACCAUGAAGCCCACACACAAGCUGCUGUUCGUCCUGUGCCCCAUGCUGGUUCUAGGCUUUAUUUACUACUCCUCCUGGAAGCUACACGUAUGGGGCCAGAAGUCACAGCUUGAUGCUGAUGUGGCAACAGUAGUCCUGACUAAAGGGACUGAAGUGAAAAGAAUUGCAGAGCUGGAAGCGGAUACCUCUGUAGGACGAAUAGUAGGCUCAGUGUUUGAUAAUCAGGGCUUUUUGCUGCAGCUAGAGACAAAAUUGCCACCAGAGUUGGCAUACAAGUACGGCAAUCUCAGUGAGGGAGCAUGCAAGCCAGGAUAUGCAGCGGCGAAGAUGACAACCAUAUAUCCAAAGUUCAUGAAAGUGGCACCCAUGUUUCUUGACCCCAACUUCAAACGCCUCUCAAAAGUCAGCAGUUAUUUGCCUCCGUUUGGAUUCAAAACCCAAGAGAGAAUCAUUGACAGCAUUUUAACCACCACCAAAAAUUUUGGACUUGGAGAUGAGUUGGACAGUCUCAGCUGUAAAAAAUGUAUCAUUGUGGGCAAUGGAGGCAUCCUCUCUGACAAGUCGCUGGGUUCCCGUAUAGACGACUAUGAUGUUGUGGUCAGGUUGAAUGAAGCCCCGGUGGCUGGCUACAGCAAGGACGUAGGGACCAAAACUACAAUGAGAAUUACCUAUCCAGAGGGAGCUAUUCAGAAGCCUGAACAUUAUGAAAAGGACUCGCUUUUUGUUUUUUCUGCUUUCAAACCACUGGACUUCAAGUGGCUUCGGCAGAUGGUCUUCAAGGAGAGACUGCGAGGAACGGAGGGUUUUUGGAAGUCCGUGGCUCAGCAUGUGCCCCGUGAGCCCAGUGAGAUGAGAAUCCUCAACCCCUACUUCAUCCAGGAGGCUGCCUUCCAGUUCAUCGGCCUGCCGUUUAACAAUGGCAAUAUGGGAAGAGGGAACAUUCCAACGUUGGGCACGGUUGCAAUAACGAUGGCGCUGCAUAACUGUGACGAGGUGGCCGUGGCCGGUUUCGGCUACGACAUGAGCAUGCCCCACGCCCCACUGCACUAUUACGAGACCGUCAAGAUGUCUGCUAUUAAAGAGUCGUGGACUCACAACAUAUCUAAGGAGAAAGAGUUCCUGCGCAAGUUAGUAAGGGCCAGUGUGAUCACAGACCUCACCAACGGCAUCUGAGUGUACGCCACUCUGGUCUCCGGCCCCUUCCCGAUGGACCACAGCGCGGGAAGCCGGGGGACAGCAAGGAAGAACGAAAGAACGAAAGAGAGAAAGAAACCCGAGUGUCCAAGCGGCCUUUACACUGUGGGCUUUGUCAUAUCACAGGAGAGAUGACUUGGAGUCUAAACGGAGGUUUGUGGUGAUGUGCGCACACACGUGCCUUCUGAACCAAAGACGCCGACUGAUCACCCCACACGGGGCGAGGGGGGGGGUUGACUGGAUCCGCCCAUUCCCUGUCUGGUGCCCCGCAUUUGAACAUUUACCACUUUAAACUCCGGUGUCACAUGAAUGACUUUGGAAGAGCAGACGCGUCCAUCUUGGGGUGAAGUUGACACGGUGGACGGGCGGACGAGUAUUAGCAGUGCCAAACGUACCUCGAACAAGGGAGAGGUGCUCCUCUCUCUUUUUUUUUUUUUUUUUGCUGCCUGAAUGUAUUCACACCUCAGUGUAAAUAGCAGAUUUAGAUUUUUACUUUUUAAUCAGCUGCUGCAGCAGCCCCCCCCCCCAAAAAAAAUGUUAUUUUCCCGAUCAUCCGUCAGCUCAUCAUCCGUGGUAGGUUUCAUUUGGACACUGGAUGGCGUGCGUGCGUGCAUGCAUGUGUACUGUCCGCCUCGCCACGUGAAGGUCGGCACUGGUCUGAAUGUCACAACCGAUUCCGUCCUCCCGCUGCUGCAGAUCUUCUUGUGCUUCAGAAAUCAGUGACAUUUUUUGGGAUUGUGGACUCUAAAUAUAUAUAUAUAUAUAUUUAUAUAUAUAUAUAUAUAUGUUGUCAUUAUUUAUUUUGUUACUGAGAGCCAACGUUAGAUUCACAGGCUGGCCUGCUUUCUCUUUGUCGUGUUGGAGGAAACCCGAAUCCCUUUUGACGUCGCCACGUGUGCUUCCUACGAGAUUGCGGCCACUUUGGUUUGGCGGGAAUUAGUUUUUUUUUUUUUUUUUUCAAUAGUUUCAAUCUCAAAGUCCUCUUUGCAUCGGCACACGUCUGUCAUCUGUUCAUCUCCAAUCAAUUGUUUUUACUCAAGUAUUUCCAUGCUGCAACGUGUACUAUAUGAAUAUGUCCAAAUACGUGUUUGCUUGCCAACGUUGGAACGAGAUCAUCAGCUUUACGUCUCCAUGCUGCUUCACCAAAGCAGAACGUUCUUGAUUUUGUCUGUCUCAGGUGGGUUUUCAUUUCUUUUCUGGAAGUGCAUACUUACUGUAGCGUUCAUGUUGUUACUCGAGGGAACAGAUGACCUUUGAACUCUUAGCAGGCGCUCACACUGCCUUACAUUUCAUCUCCUGGAAGCUAGAAUGAGAAGAACCGCCGCUGACCCAGUACGGAUCGUCAGCUGUAGGUCGGGAGCGGUCACUUUUCAUUUUGGAGAUUUGGGUGCAGUCCAUUACGUGUGUGUGUGGGGGGGGGGGGGCGCUUGAAGACACUGGUUGUCUUAUUUGGAGUUUUUAUCCUCCCGGUGUUAAGGUCCAAAGUGCAGCCCACAAUGAAAUUGAGUCUUCUUUACUAAAGUCUAGUACGUGUGUAUUGUUUUUAUUCCACAUAAAGUCACUUCUAUAAACGGGCAUUUCACCGAACGCUGGCCGCUUAAGCAGCAGGCCGUGCUCGCUGUCAUUUGUCCAUUUUGAUUUUACAACACGGCAUAUAGUGUGUUGCAGCAGCUUACCGGUGUCCUUGAACGCACCAACAUGUUUGGUCCUUGCUGACAGCAUCUCGAUGCCGUGCCACUUUGGCUGAAACCAUUACACAUCAAAGUGUGUUUUCAGUCGGACAUGAAACAGAUGGCGGGUGGGGGUGAGUGCUGCCCCCCACCCUCACCCCCACCCUUGUUUUAACGUCAACGAAUGCAAUUGGCAUUCAGAUGGACUGGACCCAAAUCUCCCCCCUUGAUGAAGAGGAAUGUAUUCAAUCAGUCAAGUCUUGUUGAUUUUUUAUUCGAUUUUUGUUAACAUUUCAGCAUCAUCAAUGUGGAGGGGAAGUGAUCAAAAAUGGAGGUGUUACCAUUUUUGUUAACAUUUCAGCAUCAUCAAUGUGGAGGGGAAGUGAUCAAAAAUGGAGGCGUUACAGUCUGUUUAUAUCCAAGUGUAAAUUGCUUUCUGCGACUCGAUUAAAAGGUUUGUAAUGGA